Molecule: messenger RNA, 1602 nt
Organism: Zootermopsis nevadensis
Lineage: Eukaryota; Metazoa; Arthropoda; Insecta; Blattodea; Termopsidae
Gene: JMJD4
Product: jumonji domain containing 4
Biological process (GO): protein hydroxylation; positive regulation of translational termination
Cellular component (GO): cytoplasm; nucleus
Molecular function (GO): sequence-specific DNA binding; 2-oxoglutarate-dependent dioxygenase activity
Source: RefSeq, a predicted model, not a curated record
CUAAUGAACCUGCCCUAUACAGACUCCUUGCUUUCCAUGUGCCAAAUCUCAUGUCUAUUUUCUUUCGCAAGUCAUGACCCAGAACCUGUACCUUUCGCUGUAUACGUACUGUAUAUAAUCCGUGAUAAAUCAAUUGGUUCAUGCUGUCUGUGCUCGCUAAUUUGUUCAAGGUUAAUUUUGACGAGUUGGUUAUUUAAAUGUCGAAAGUGGGAAUGACUAAUAUACUCGAACUAGAUAUUAUUUGUGAAUCUGAUUCAUAUUCAAAAUGUUCACAUAUGUAUGAAGUAUCUUUUGCAAAUACCGAUAUGCAGUACAAGGACUUUUUUAGGCGAUACUUAUAUGAAAAUAGGCCUUGUGUUGUGCGUGGGCCAGUAACUGAAAGUUGGAAGAGUGCAAACGAAUGGGUUGCUGAUAAUAAACCAAACUUUGCAUAUAUCUGUCGAAAGUUUGGAAAUGUAACAGUUCCAGUAGCAAACUGUGAUGAAAAAUACUAUAAUGUUCAGAAAAUACGUGAUAUACAGUUAUGUGACUAUCUGAAGUACUGGCAAGAUUACAAUAGUAAAUGUCACUCAGAUUUACCAUGUUUGUAUUUGAAGGACUGGCAUUUCACUCAGGAUUUUCCUGAAGAGAAUAUAUAUAGAGUUCCAAAUUAUUUUGCUUCUGACUGGUUGAAUGAAUAUUACAGUGCAAGGACAAGCAUUAAAGAUGAUUACAGAUUUGUGUAUAUGGGACCGAAAGGAUCAUGGACACCUUUGCAUGCAGAUGUAUUCACUUCAUUUAGCUGGUCAGUGAAUAUCUGUGGACGGAAACGUUGGCUGCUGUUUCCACCAGGGGAAGAAGUCUGUCUUCAGGACAGAUUUGGGAAGCUGGCAUAUGAUGCCACAGCCCCAGAAUUAAAUGAUGAAAAAAUAUACCCACGAUACAAAGAACUCUGCAACUGUGAAGAGAUUAUACAAGAACCUGGUGAAGCCAUUUUUAUUCCAUCAGGUUGGCAUCAUCAGGUGUGGAACUUGGAAGAUACAAUAUCAAUAAAUCACAACUGGAUAAAUGGCUGUAAUAUUAAGACAAUGUGGACCUCUCUAAAGGGCAAUCUCAUGGCUGUAAAAAAGGAAGUGGAAGACUGUAAAGAUAUGGAAGGAUGGAAUGAGCAUUGCCAACUAAUGCUACAGGCAAUGUUUGGCAUGAAUUAUGAGGAGUUCUAUUCUUUCUUGACUGCUAUUGGUGAAAGAAGACUAGAUGCUUUGAGGGACAAUAAACCUCUACUUCUGUUUGGUAAUUGGCAGUUAGGAAGAAAUCAUUUGCUGUUUGAUCUAAUGCAAGUGAAGAAAAUUUUAAUCGCCUUUCUUAAAGAUACUGACACUUUGAAUCUGAAUAUUUUUAAGAACUUGGAUGACCAACCAGAACUAAUGAAAGAAUUUGACCAUUAUUUCUUAUAAAUGCAUUUAUUUGUAUUGUUUCCUUCACCUUCAGGUCCAAAUGAUGCAGGAUCAUUUGUGCCCUGUAGUGAAUUCUGUCAUCUCUGUAAUGAGAAUAAGCUAAUAAAAAAUAACCUUAAUGUAUGGUAAAAAUCAAGUCACACAAUAAAUGAUGCUCUAAGAACAA